CAGCUGCCGAACCGGUUACACCGGCCAUUUCUCCGCGCAAACCCGGAAAAGAUAACAUAAUAAAAAACUCUCAGCCCCAGUGUCUUGAAGUCUUGAACUGUUUGUGUAAGUGCUUAGCAUACAUCGCAUCGCAUCUUCGGACGAACUUAAGGAUAUACCAGCAUCUUCAGCGGAACGUGUGAGAGGUGUACAUGUGUGGAGCAGAAGGUUACACAUAGUUGUGAGUGCCUCUUGGCUUCAAUUGAUUGAAUUAAUUCGCCUAAUUGAGUUGGCCAACACCCGCAUCUUGGCACCUUCGAGAAGUGUCUUGGAAGAAGGAAACUUUUAAUCAUAAGCAGAGUGUGUGGUACAUGUGAAGUGAAGUGUGAUUUUGACCCAAACCUUAAAUCUGGAACGCAAGGAAGGAUUGUUGCUGCUGCUAGCGGAAGUUGCUCGAGAGGCACUUGAUCAACGCCAGCCGGGUUCGACAGUGCAACAUGGUUUAUUUUAGUCCACGUGGUAUGCAGCCGCCGUGUAGCCCACCAGGAUUACCGAUCACGUCCAAGAGUCCCACGAUGGAGUCAGCCAACAGCAACACGAGCAUUGAGCACGAGGAGCACGAUCAGAAGCCGCCGGCGAUGAAGAUGCAGCGAUCGAACGGUGGAGGAGCGAUUCACAAGUUCUCCAUUGCGUACAUUAUGGGUCGCGAUGGGGACGACGGGGAGAGUGGAGACGAGGAGCUGAGGAGGAAGAAGGAUUUAGGGGAACGGCCGGCCAGUCCACCGUCGGCGGCGUCCAGUCCGAGCUACGAUCAGCACAGUUCAGCGUCGUCGAUGGCGGCGUACGACUCGGCGUUCAAGAAGUACGUGCCGAGUUCGGUGCACCAGUUUGUGGCCAACCGCCACCAGGAUCUACUGAGUCAAUAUCCGUUGCUGUACUACCCGGGUCAAUUAAUGUGUGCCGCGGCCCAGUACGCCGCACUCACGCAACAUCCGUCGGUAUCACUGUUGAACGGAUCUUCGCUGGCGAGUGCAGCGAGUUCGGCGGCUGCCGCUGGUCCACUGCACCCGUACGUUCCGACGGCAGCGAGUGCGCUGAGGAGUUUAGAGAGCUCGGCCGUGUCUCCGACACAACACCCGACGGCCACGUUGAGCCAUCACAAAAAAGUCAAUUUGAACGCAUCGACAUCGUCUUCUUCAUCCAGCGAGUUGAACAGCUCGACGAAUUCUGCUGGAUCAACCAAUCCAGGAUCGGCGGCGGCUCUCGCCAAGCAGAAGACCUUCGCCUGUCCCGAGUGCGGCAAGGUGUUCAACGCACACUACAACCUAACGCGACACAUGCCCGUCCACACGGGAGCUCGGCCGUUCAUCUGCAAGAUCUGCGGAAAGGGUUUCCGACAGGCUUCAACGCUCUGCCGGCACAAGAUCAUCCACACCUCGGAAAAGCCCCACAAAUGUCAAACCUGCGGGAAGGCCUUCAACCGGUCCUCGACGCUAAACACCCACACGCGGAUCCACGCCGGGUACAAACCGUACAUCUGCGAGUACUGCGGCAAGGGAUUUCACCAGAAGGGCAACUACAAGAACCACAAGCUGACCCACAGUGGGGACAAAGCCUACAAGUGCAACAUCUGCAACAAGGCAUUUCACCAGGUGUACAACCUCACCUUUCACAUGCACACCCACAACGACAAGAAGCCCUUCACCUGCAAGAUCUGCGCCAAGGGAUUUUGCCGCAACUUUGACCUCAAGAAGCACAUGCGCAAGCUGCACGACGUCAGCGUCAGUUCCGGGCUCAAGCGAGGCGGUCACCACCACCACCACCAUCAUCACUCGCACCACCAAUCCAGCCCCCAAUCCGACUCCGGCAGUCGACCAUCCCCAGCCGCUGGCAGUUGGCCAACCGCCGGAAGUCCAAACUCCCCGCCCUCAGCCGCCUCUCUGGCAGCCCUAUCGAACCUGCACGCGGCCGCAGCCCUCCGGUCCGGAGACUACCCCAACCCCUUUCUCAUGCCCGGAUCCGCCCGCGGAGGUCGGCUGGAUGCGCCCUUCAUCGGGAAGGUCUUCUGACAGAAGUACUACCAACAGCAGCAUGGUUUUCAUCAACCGGCGGGACUUGUUCCGCAGCAGCAGCAGCAGCACCAACAGCAACAGUUGACCAGUCUGACCAAGAGCAUACUGAUCAACUGAAGCGCCAACAAACAC
This is a messenger RNA of Culex pipiens pallens (northern house mosquito), 2183 nucleotides long. RefSeq names its product fez family zinc finger protein erm. The record is from RefSeq and is a predicted model, not a curated record. The transcript is spliced from 2 exons. The coding region runs from base 477 to 2048 and encodes 523 amino acids. NCBI's taxonomy places the organism in Eukaryota, Metazoa, Arthropoda, Insecta, Diptera, Culicidae. Gene Ontology annotation, molecular function: RNA polymerase II cis-regulatory region sequence-specific DNA binding; DNA-binding transcription factor activity. Gene Ontology annotation, biological process: regulation of transcription by RNA polymerase II.